Messenger RNA from Neopsephotus bourkii (Bourke's parrot), 1658 nucleotides. It is a transcript of the gene EEF2KMT, whose product is annotated as eukaryotic elongation factor 2 lysine methyltransferase. Bases 37 to 972 code for a protein of 311 amino acids. Lineage: Eukaryota; Metazoa; Chordata; Aves; Psittaciformes; Psittacidae. The transcript has 8 exons. The record is from RefSeq and is a predicted model, not a curated record.
CCGGAUACGCGCGGUUCGAGACCCCGCUGAAGCGUCAUGGCCGGGCCAGAGCUGGGGCUCCGCUUCCAGCGCUGCUUCCUGGCGGCCCGGCAGCUCUGCUCCUUCCCAUGGCUGGAACUUGAGCACAGCCUCCGGACCUCACUGGACUCCUCUCUGCUCCUGGAUAUUCUACACAGGACCAUUCUCCACCCUCUGUGUGUGAAAUACCCCCUUUCAGCCCGGUACAGAAGAUGCUUUCUAACUGAACUCAUCAAAAAGCAUGAAUCCACCACAGCUGAGCCCCUAGAUGAACUGUACGAAGCACUGGCAGCUAUUUUAAAUGAAGAAGAAUCUACUUACUGUUACAAACACUACUUACUGCCUACAGGAGAGUGUGUCACCCUUUCUGAGAGUGUGGCAGUGAUCUCUGAAGGAACCACGGGGCUCGUCACAUGGGAGGCUGCUCUGCACCUCACCGAGUGGGCACUGCAGAACCCUUCUGGCUUCAGGAACAGGACAGUCUUGGAAUUAGGAAGUGGGAUCGGCUUCACUGGAAUUGCCAUCUGUAAAACCUGCAAUCCCAAGACAUACAUAUUUAGUGACUACCACCACCGUGUUCUCCAACAGCUGAAGCAAAACAUCUGUUUGAAUGGCUUUGUCCUGAAGCCCGAAGCUGCCCAGCAUAUCCAGCUGGAAUCUGGAGGCCAGAAGGCAGAAGGAGCAAAUCACCAAAACCUGAAAGUAGUUGUUGCAGAACUUGAGUGGGGCUCAGUUACAGAAAAACAACUGUUGGCUCUUCAACCUGAUGUCAUCAUUGCAGCAGAUGUGGUGUAUGAUCCAGAGAUCAUUGGAGCCCUUGUUGGUCUGCUACAGCAAUUCUCCACUUCCAGAGCAGACAGAAAACCUCCUGAGGUCUACAUUGCUUCCACAGUCCGGAAUCCAGACACCUAUCACCUCUUCCAGGCUCAACUCGUCUCCCAGUGGCGCAGCUGAUCUGCAGCCCAUGGUUAACUCACAAAAUCAUGCCCAGUGCAUAGCAGAAGCAUUGCCAUUCAUGUUUAAGAAAAGUUGCUGGUAAGCAUUCACCUGUGGCUUCCUUUAACAGCAUGAUAGAGAUCUUAGUACAAAAUUGGACACGCAGCCUUUGCCCUUCAUUUUAUGAAGCAGGAAUCUGAUUCCCAGUGUUUAUCCUUACAGAUAAAGCUGGGAUUGGGUGGCAGAUUAUUCCAGCCCACAGCAACCGUGUUUUCCUCUGUGAUGUGCAGCCAAAUGUAACUAUUCUCCAGCUAUUUAUAUAGACUUGGCAAAUAGAAUUCCAGUUUUCAGAGCAACAGGAGAUAUCCCAUCCUGGCAACAAGGUGAUCUUAAGUUCUAGACACUGUCAGGAGAGGCACUGAGGAUACAACUCCACGCACGGGCUGUUGUCAAAGUGAAUUACCAGCAAGUGAAUUACUGCUGCCCCUGAAAGGUACCUGAGAACCUUAAGCAAUAGGAAAACCAGUCCUGAUCAUAUUGUGCUCUGGUUCUGUAGAAGACAACAUAAAUGAACUGGAUUUGUCUGACCAUGUUUUGCUUUCUAAUGGAGGCACGUCUGCAGGACCACAGGAUGAGUAUCUCACGCUGACAAGGGAAAAAAGCAGUGUUUCACUGGAAUAAAUACAUUUUUAAUAUUAAAACCA